Messenger RNA from Pomacea canaliculata, 1651 nucleotides. RefSeq lists its product as uncharacterized. The record is from RefSeq and is a predicted model, not a curated record. Lineage: Eukaryota; Metazoa; Mollusca; Gastropoda; Architaenioglossa; Ampullariidae. The transcript is spliced from 3 exons. The coding region runs from base 982 to 1401 and encodes 139 amino acids.
AGUUCUUGCAGGCUGGGACGUUCAUAGGAGAAGGAUUAGAGCACACGUUCAGAAAUACAUGAAAGCAAUAAAUGCAGAAGUUUUCAAGAAAGAAGUAAAGGCAGGCUCAGCAGUUCUGAACCUUAGCAAUUUGAUAAUUCUUUAGUCGUAAUUAAUGAUGCAGAGAAUUCGGAGCUGUCAGAAUUUCCUCCAAUAACUUGUGAUUACGAUUUAACUGGCGAUAUUUCGAUAUUAGCAUCCAUUCACGAUGGGUUUCAGCUUCGCAAAAUCUAGAUCAGGAUCAAAACGAAACACCUCUCCCCAAGCAUCCCAGAACACUGUUGAAAACCCCCCCAAAAGUUAAACAUUAGGUCUGUAGAAAAUAGUUCUGGAUAUUAUUUUCACCUUGGACUUAAAGAAUCUCUGUCUAAAUCUAGUCUGGUUGGAUUAUCAUAAAAGUACGUUCUUAAGAAAAAUUAAGGUAAGACUGUUCCACUUCAACACAUUUUGAUCUGUCAUUAUCAAUUUGAAUUGUUCUAGAAGAUCUUCUAUCUUGUUCAGCUACUUUUUAAUAAUUUCUUGAAAAGGGGGUAAAUUCAUGGGUACAGGGGGGUUUUACCGCCUUUAGCCUUUAGGAGGGAAAGAAAUGUACUGGGCUAUGUUGUGUUUAACACCUGCAUUUGAACUAUCAGUGCAAAUAUGCUAUACACAUACAUAUUUUAUUUAUGUUUGCUUCACGUAUUUAUUUAACAGUGAUGUUUACAAAGAAAUAGGCUUUGCAUAUUUAGGAUAAAAUGCCUACAAACUGCAUGUUGUUUCAGCAGAUGGCCUUAUUCCAUGUUGUUGAGUUUUUGGAAGAAGCAGAAGGUUUAAAGGGGCCAGUAGCUGUAAUUCCAGACAGCUGGCUGCUAGCAUUUUUAAAGAUUCCAGUGGUCGCAGGAUGUGCAACUGGCCACCAAAAUCUGCAAGCUUCAUUAUUAAACACCAGAUUCCUCAUGGCCCAUGCAUCCAGUUUGCCUGCACAAGUCAUUAAGUAACUACCAAGCAGCUAGCCAAAUCUGCGAGAGACUGAAAGAAAUGUCGCAGGUGGAGAGUGAUGACACAAAUACUCCCAAUCAAACAAAAAGGCCACGGAUAACUCUGAUUAGAUUUCGGGAUGCACAGCUAACAGACAUCGAAGGAGAGAACAAUGCUGAGGAAUCACUAUGUGAUGACCAUUCAAUGCAGCAGUGUCCACCACCAUUGCCAUACUCUCUGCCGCCAGUAGUUGUCAGCCCUAGGGUGUCCCCAAGUAGCAGCUAUCGACAAAGUACUAUUUCACCUUUGCCUUCACAUCUCCAACACUCAUUCUCAGGUUUUCGUCCUGCCAGCAUAGGGACCCACAACCCCUUGGAAGGUAAUUUGAAGUCAUUUUGUUUAUAAUCAUUUUAAAAGUUUGUUUUUUCUUACCCUCGGCCAAGACUUAUUAACAGCGUUUUUGUGAAAUAUAGCCAGAAGUGGAAAAUCCCAGCCUUCUUUUGCCAUAGUGAAAAAAAAAAAUGAAAUACAUAUGGAUCAGAUAUCAAAUAGAUAUAUGACAAAUGGGAAAAGCAACCAAGAGUAGUGAUAUUUUCCAGGCAUUGGGAAUUAUAGCGAAGCCAGCAAAGAUCACAUCUUAUAUGUUUUCUGCUAU